Carassius auratus (goldfish) is the source of this 401-nucleotide messenger RNA. RefSeq names its product chemokine (C-C motif) ligand 20a, duplicate 4 (gene ccl20a.4). Lineage: Eukaryota; Metazoa; Chordata; Actinopteri; Cypriniformes; Cyprinidae. The transcript is spliced from 4 exons. Bases 5 to 289 code for a protein of 94 amino acids. Gene Ontology annotation, biological process: immune response. The record is from RefSeq and is a predicted model, not a curated record. Gene Ontology annotation, cellular component: extracellular region. Gene Ontology annotation, molecular function: chemokine activity.
UCCCAUGAUGAACAGACUCGUCCUGACGUCAUCCACGCUGCUGCUGUUGCUGUGUGUCUGGGUCAACUUGAGUCAAAGCAGUCCGGUGAGGUGCUGUACCAAAUAUUCAUCACUGCCGUUUCCUGUCCUCCGACUGAAAGACUUCACUCGACAGGACGCCACCAUGACCUGCAACAUAGAGGCUGUCAUUUUUACUACGGUGAAGAACAGACAGGUCUGUGCUAACCCUGAUGAUCUAUGGGUUCAGAGGGCCAUCGUGCAUAUCCAGAACACAAAAAAGUCAUCAUAAUGUGGACACCAUCAAAAACUGGCUUAAGCUGAACAAAUGAACAGAAACAGAAAUCCUUCAAUAUAAUGUAUUGUUUAGAAUGUAUUUUUAUAAUUAAUAAAUUAAUCAGUUG